AUAAAUGUAAAUAAUGAGUCCAACAUGAUAAAGUUAAAAACAAUUUUUUCAAGAAAUUAUUGCACUUCUUCAAUUAAAGAGGUACUAACAUUGAACACCAUUGGUCAAAAAGUGAAAACAAAGGGAUGGGUAAAAAAUGUUCGGAGCAUGAAAGAACAUUUAUUUGCUGAUAUUAAUGAUGGUUCAACCGGUGAAAAUUUGCAAAUUGUUUGUUCUAAAAGCGACAAAGAAAGAGUCGGUUUUGGUUCUUCAAUAGAAAUAAAAGGUGUUACUGGUUUGACACCAAAAGGAAAACUUGAAGUGAUCACAGAAGAACUUAAACUUAUUGGAAAAUGUCCUCUCGAUGGGAAAUAUCCAUAUGUGGCGAGACAAACAUUUGCUCCAGAAUAUAUUCGAGAAAAUCUCCAUUUUCGUUCACGUGUUAGCUCUUUUAAUGCAAUGAUCAGAUGUCGCCAUCAUCUCACCAACAUUAUAAAUAAUUACCUAUACAACAAUGGUUUUAUUCAAGUCAAUACUCCUAUAAUCACUGGAAAUGACUGUGAAGGAGCAGGUGAAAUUUUCAUGGUAAAGCCUGAAAGCGAAGAUCUUCUUAAAUCUAUGAAACGCAAUGAAAAUGAAAAGAGCGAAGACAUUUUUUUUGAUCACAAAGUUUUUCUUACGGUUAGUGGCCAGUUACAUCUUGAAUCGAUGGCUCAUGGCUUAUCAAAAGUUUACACAUUCGGUCCAACAUUUCGAGCUGAAAAUUCAAAAUCACCAAUUCAUUUAUCUGAAUUCUAUAUGUUGGAAUUAGAACAAAGUUUUGUUACAACAUUAGAUGACGUAAUUGAUACUCUAACGAAAAUGUUUAAAACCGUCACUAAUGAGUUUCUUGAAAAGUCAUCGAAUGAAGUUGUAAUAAUCAAUAAAUCAAACAAAGAGUUCAAGUUAGAAAGUCAUUUUGAUUGGGUGGAGAAAGAAUUUCCAGUGAUGACUUUUCAAGAAGCUUUUUCUCUCAUCGACAAAAACAAAGAUAAGUUUACAAAACCUCCGAACAUACUAGCUGGAAUAUCUAAAGAACAAGAACACUUUCUUGCGGAUUAUUGUCAAGGUCCAUGUUUUGUGAUUGACUGGCCAAAAGAUCAAAAGUCUUUUUACAUGCGCCAAAAGAAAGAAAAUCCAGAAAUUGUCGAGGCGUUUGAUUUCAUUGUUCCUAGAAUCGGAGAAGUCGCAGGAGGAAGUGUUCGUGAAGAUGAAUUUGAAACAUUAAGAGCUAAAAUACCAAAUGAAGAAGCUUUAAACUGGUAUUUGGAUUUACGUAAAUACGGCGGUGUAACUACAGGCGGAUUCGGAUUAGGAUUUGAAAGAUAUCUUCAAUUUCUUACAAACAUCACAAGCAUCAAAGAUGUUAUUCCUUUUCCACGAUGGCCUCACAAUUGUAGUAUGUAAUUAAAUGAAAUUUAGAAAAAGACGAGUUUUCAAUACAAAAAAUAAAACUAAUUUUUAAGAC
This is a messenger RNA of Clunio marinus, 1486 nucleotides long. NCBI's taxonomy places the organism in Eukaryota, Metazoa, Arthropoda, Insecta, Diptera, Chironomidae. The record is from the annotation of a GenBank genome assembly.